CAUUCAGCGCGUCCCUCCCUGUUCUGGUGGCCGGCAUCCUCGCGGCUCUCCUUGGUGUGGCAGUCUACCUCAAUUCAGCUUAUUAAAAACAAAUGAGGAUGCUUAUGGGUCUGCUGGUCAUGCUUAUUCCCGGUUAUUUGAAUUUUUGAUAUUUUGUAACUGACCUACCUGGAAGUUGGUCGACACAAGGUACCGGUAUGCCCUAAAAACCACUCCGAUGUACAAACUUUCAGGCAUUUUCGGCCUAACUUCUUUGGGCCAAGUUGCCACACAACCCAAAAAGUCAUUUGACGAGGCUAGCCCACCACCGCCAUCGUCGCCAGCUUCAGCCUCUAGCUCACUUUCACGUGAGAGAGACGCCACCAUGGCGACUCGUAGCGGGCUGCUGCUGCCAAGCAGUGCCAUCCUCCUCGCGCUGCUGGCUCUUACCAUUUCCGCGACCGUCGCACAGAGCAACAACCUCGUCGCAAGCAAGCACAGCGCCGUGAACGUCGCUCGCCGCGGUCUGGUCCAGGCCUUGGCAGCCGGCGGCGCCUACUCCACCCUCGACAGCGACAGCGACGACCACAACGGUCACAACGACGAUGACCACUCCAGCGGCGGCUAUCACGACGGCGACGAUCACAGCAGCAGCGGCGGCUAUCACGACGGCGACCACUCGUCGUCGGACGACUACUACAGAUCGCCGUCCAAGUCGCCCUCGAAGUCUCCCUACAAGUCGCCUUCCAUGUCGCCCGUGAAAUCCGCGGGAAAGAAAUCGCCUGGAAAGUCGCCGAGUAGGUCGCCCAGCAAGUCGCCAGGAUACCGCGACGGCGACGACUACAAGUCGCCCGGAAAGUCACCGAGCAGGUCGCCCGGCAAGCCCGGCUAUCGCGACGACGACGAUUACUACAACAAGUCGCCCGGCCGCGGCGACGAUCACGACGACGACUACUAUCACAAGUCGCCCGGGAAGUCGCCCAGCGGCGACGAUCGCGACGACUACCACAGCACCAGUUCUGUCGUGAAUCCCCCCGCGCCAGUUGACAUCGCCAAAAGCAGCUCUUACUCCACCCUAGACAGCGACGACGGCGACCUCUCCAGCGGCGGCUAUCAUGACGACGACGAUCACCACGACGGCGACGAUCACAGCAGCAGCGGCGGCUAUCACGACAGCGACGGCGACCACUCGUCGUCGGACGACUACUACAGAUCGCCGUCCAAGUCGCCCUCAAGGUCUCCCUACAAGUCGCCUUCCAAGUCGCCCGUGAAAUCCGCGGGAAAGAAGAAGUCGCCUGGAAAGUCGCCGAGCAGGUCGCCCAGCAAGUCGCCGGGAUACCGCGACGACGACGACUACAAGUCGCCCGGAAAGUCGCCGAGUAGGUCGCCCGGCAAGCCCGGCUAUCGCGACGACGACGAUUACUACAAGUCCCCCGGGAAAUCCCCUUCCCGCUCCCCCAGCCGUUCCCCCUCCCGUUCCCCCAGCCGUUCCCCCUCCCGUUCCCCCAGUCGCUCCCCCUCCCGCUCCCCCUCCCGCUCCCCCUCUCGCGGCUCCCCCAGCAAGUCGCCCGGCCGCGGCGACGAUCACGACGACGACUACUAUCACAAGUCGCCCGGGAAGUCGCCCAGCGGCGACGAUCGCGACGACUACCACAGCACCAGUUCUGUCGUGAAUCCCCCCGCGCCAGUUGACACCGCCAAGAGCAGCUCUUCUGGCGGAUUCGCGUCGUGGUUUGGCGGCCUUCUCGGGAUUGGCCAGUAGAGGAAAUUGCACUCGGAUUGUUGGAUCCAAGGUGGGCUGUGCGGGUGGUUUAUCCAAGUUGGAUCUGUCUGAGUCACUGAGCGUGCCACGUAUCAGGGGGUAGGAGGGGUUGCAAGGUUAUAAGUGGUGCUGUCGUUUCGGAUCUGUCGAGGAUGUCUCACAUGUGGGCUGUGUGGGUGGUUGUGUGGACUGCUGCUUAUUAUUUGGGCAGUGCUGGUGGUGCAUAUUAUUUGACAUAAU
Molecule: messenger RNA, 1981 nt
Organism: Closterium sp. NIES-67
Lineage: Eukaryota; Viridiplantae; Streptophyta; Zygnematophyceae; Desmidiales; Closteriaceae
Source: the annotation of a GenBank genome assembly